Schistocerca cancellata (South American locust) is the source of this 3128-nucleotide messenger RNA. RefSeq names its product D-aspartate oxidase (gene Daao2). Gene Ontology annotation, molecular function: FAD binding; D-amino-acid oxidase activity. NCBI's taxonomy places the organism in Eukaryota, Metazoa, Arthropoda, Insecta, Orthoptera, Acrididae. The record is from RefSeq and is a predicted model, not a curated record. The transcript is spliced from 7 exons. The coding region runs from base 31 to 1077 and encodes 348 amino acids.
UCAGAGCAGCCCGUGUCAGUGGUUGUUGCCAUGGAGGACGCGGCGGUCGCUGGCUACGAGGGUAAGCGCAUCGCGGUGGUGGGCGCCGGCGUGGUGGGGGUGACGACGGCGGUGCGCGCGCAGCGGCGGCUGGCGGGGGCGGCGGUGACGCUGCUGUCGGAGCAGGUGACGCCGCACACGACGGGGGACGGGUCGGCGGGCCUCUGGGAGCCCUACCUGCUGGCCGACACGCCGCCCGCGCUGGUGCAACGCUGGGCCGUGGAGACGUACCGGCACCUGUUGUCGCUGUGGCGGCGGCCGGAGGCUCCGGAGCUGGGAGUGAGCCUGGUGCCCCUGGUGUGCGUCGGCCAGCAGCCCCCCGGGCCGCCGCCGGCCUGGGCGCCGCACGUGCUGGGCUUCACGUCCCUAGACCACCGCCAGCUGGACGCGCUGUCUGCUGAGCACGGCAGGCGCUACACGAGCGGCUUCAGCAUGGUGACGCUGACGGCGGAGCCCACGCGGUGGCUGCCCAGCCUGCUGGAGGAGUUCAGGAGCCGAGGAGGCAAGCUGGUGCACCCGUACACCGUGCGCGACCUCACACAUCUCGAAAGGGAAUUCGACGCCGUCGUCAACUGCGCCGGCCUCGGCGCCGCCAAGUUCGUCAAGGAUGACGACGACCCCGUCUUCCCCAUCCGCGGGCAGGUCGCCAGGGUCUAUGCGCCUUGGAUCAAGCAUGUCUUUUUGGAAGAGUUCAGCGGUGGGAACUAUGUAAUACCAAACAUAGACUCGGUGGUGCUGGGCGGCACUAGCCAGCACAGAGACUGGGAGUGCGAUGUGCGGCCGGAGGACUCAGAGCACGUGCUGGGUGGCUGCGCGAGACUGCUGCCUGCACUGCGGAGUGCACCCCUGCUGGUCCAGUGGGCAGGGCUGAGACCCGCCAGGCGCCGAGUGCGUCUCGAGGCUCAGCGCCUGCCCGGCUCAGCGCUCAAGGUGGUGCACAACUACGGGCACGGUGGUGCAGGCAUAACUCUGAGCUGGGGCUGUGCUGGACACGCCGUUGACCUCCUGCAGCAGGAGCUGACAGCCUGCAAGCUCUGAGGGGCACCGUCGUCGUCUACUAGAGGUUCCAGUUCCAGUGCAGUCAACCAGAAAGCCGUUACAUGAAAAAUAUUACUACCUCUACACCUUCAUCUACACUGUGUCAACACCUACAGCGACUACAGCGAUCACUUUGAAGUGUGUGGUAGAGGCUGCGCUCCACUGUGCAAUAUGUUGAAUUUUCUUCCUGUUACAAUCGAGUGAGGAAGAAUGACUGCUUAAAUUCCUCUGUGUGCGCUGUAAUUAGUCUAAUCUUAUCUUAAUGAUACCUACGAGGGCUAAACGUACAGGGUGUAGUACGUUCCUAGAUUGCUCGCUUAAUACUGGUUCUUGAAACUAGAGGAGACAGCUCCUGCAGGAUAGUUGGCAUCUUUCAUAAACCCUCUGCCAGUUCAGGUUUUCAGAAUGCUCUCCUAUUCGUGCUGCCAUUCAUUGUAUACAUUCGUUAAUCCCGGAUAGUUCUACAUGGUAUGGGUCAAAUUCACCUGAGCAGUAUCCUAAAAUGAAUUGCAAGAGUGCUUUGUAAGAAAUUGGUUGUUGACUGAUUGUAUUUUCCUAGUUUCCUACCUAUGCUCCGAUGUCUGCCACCCACUUUGCGUACGACUAAGUCUAUGUGAUCAUUCCAUUUCAUAUUCCUGCAAGUUACCAUACCAAGGUAUUUGUAUGACUUGACCGAUACCAUAUGUGGCUCACUGAUACUAUAGUCACAGGAUACUACGUUCUAGAGUUUUGUGAAAUGAACAAAUUUACGUGACUGAACAUUUAAAGUGCGUUGUCAGUCUUCGAACCACUUUGAAGUCUUAUCACGAUCUCACUGGAUAUUUGCUUAGCUUUUAUCAGACAUAACUGUAUUACAGAUAACAUCGGCUGCAAAAAGCUUGAUGUUCCUACUCAUACUAUUUACCGCAUCAUUAAUACACAACACGAACAGUGAAUGAAGAAGGCACCAAUGUGUCAUAAAGUAUUCUCCAAAUUAUUAAUAUUACGUUAUAUAACAAAUGAAGUAAUUCAAUCGGGACUAUUGUUUACGUGGAAAUGAACUUUCUGCUCUACUUUGUAAUUUUCUACAGAUUUUCGAAAAGUUCUGCUGAUCUCCAUUGUGUACUUGUGUAUGAAGAAUUCAGUUUGCUCCUACAGAGGUUUGCUUUUUUCAGAAUGAAUCAUUCGCCCUGUGACGGAAUGUAUCCUAUAAUGAAACUUCCUGACAGUUGGUUGGUUGGUUGGUUUGGGGGAGGGGACCAGACAGCGAGGUCAUCGGUCCCAUCGGAUUAGGAAAGGAUGGGGAAGGAAGUCGACCAUGCCGUUUCGAAGAAACCAUCCCUGACAGAUGGAAAUUGUGUACCAGACGGGGACAUAACUCAGAGCCCUGAUUUUUUUUUUUUUUUUUUUUUUGCAGAAAUAUUCAUAUCAGCUGAUCUACCAAGCCAUGCAUCAAGGCAUCCCUCAAAGAUUCAAUCUACUCCUUUCUCCUAUUUGUCGUAGUCCACCAACGUUUGCAGGAGACCCUUUGUUAAGUGUCGAAAGCAGUGUACAGCGAUUGUCAAAAUGAAGCUUUGAGCACUACUGUGAACUGUAUCGGCAUAGUUCAACCGCUGAAACAUUGCCUGCAAAGGGAACGAUGUGAGUUCAAGCCCCAUUUUGGCACACAGUUAUUAUCUUUCAAGAGUUUCCUCCUAGUUUCUUAUAUCAGGAAAGCACGUUAUAUCAUCACGUAAGUUACAGUAAGGUUCACUUCUGAUCUGCCUACAAUGGUAUUUAAUUUUUUUAUAUGCGCCGCUAUAUGAGGGUAAUUUUUUUUGUAAAGAGGAACUCCCUCUCUUCUUUUUUAUAGGCCACCUGCUGCACCCAUUGUUAAUAGUGACAGUUGACAAGUGUAGAAUUUGAAACAGAAUUUAUGGAGCUAAUUUGAAACUUUAAAAAAUAUUUUACAUACUGUUUCUCUAUCUGAUUUCGAUGCUUCCAAUAAACAUUAACUGUAACAGUUUUCAUUCUGUGUAUGUAUCUGCAUAUUUUGCGCUGUUUACAAUGAUUAAAGGUUUAUUUUCAUUUUA